CACGUGCUACCUCAUCCGCACGGGCCUGUGUCGUCGUCGCUUCGUGCUGACGGAGCGUGUAAACAUGGAGGAGAGGGAAUCGCUGAAGAGACAAAUUGAACUCCUACAAAAUCUCAUCAAUAGACAUAAGAGCGUCCAUGGCGACACUCCAUCCACAAGAGUCGAGCAGAGGCAGCAGCCAGAAGCUCCAACAUCAGCCAGAGGUCACAGCACAUCUGUCAUCGCGCCUCACAGCUCCAGAGGGAGGCCAUGUGCUCCUCAGAGCCAUGGAAGUUGGAGGAAAACGUACUCGCUGAAUAACAAGAACCCCCAGUCCUCCGCUGGCCGUCCCUCGGCUUCUGCCUCCUCCUCCGUUCACCCGUCUAGUUCCCGCGGCGUAUCUCACAGCAGCUCACUGCCCAGCCGCAGCAGAGGGGACGAGAGUGUCAAAACUGCCACUUCACCUUCAGGGAUCCCUCAUCAGAAGAGAGGAGGGCAUGUGGAGAGCAUCGCAGGGUUUAGAGGAGUGGCAGCGGAGGUAAAAAGCACAGACACUCUCAGUAAAACAGGGGCGGCGUCUGAGCACGGGGAUGGAAAAGGAGUUUCGACAGACGCUGCCGUGCAACGUGAAAUGCUUCACAGACAGACUCAAGAACUUCAGCAGAGGGCUGAGAGCAGGCACGUAGUCCUGCCACAAAAGAAAGCCAGUAGACGUUCAGAAGUGCCCUCAGUGAAGGCCGACACCUCCACCAGUUUGCAGAGCGGCCCUCAAGCAAAGACUAAACCUUCCCCAACAAGCAAAACCAGCGCUGGGACUAAACAGGCUAUUACUGCGACAACUCCGGCUAUUCUCCCCACUAAGAAUAUUGUAGCACCCCCGUCUGCGCCGUCUAAAGCAUCAAAACAAGCUUCCACUAACCCCGCGUCUCACACCAGCCAGGGCCAAGCCGGGGCAUCCUUUUUGAAAAAAUCCAAGUUCACUUGGGUGAAGAGCCAGAGCGUGGGGGGAGUGGAGCCUCGUUCCAUCUCCGCCCCCACAGGCAAAGCUGUAACUGGUUCCCCAACGUCAGUGUCAAAGGCUGGAACUGGAAGCUCUCCUUUAAUCGCAGUCAGUAAGAGAACUCCUGCCAAGAAGUUACCUCGAAAGCUGAGUCCGGUCGCUGUAGCCCCCAAGACCUCCAAGUACAAAUGGGUCUCCUCCUCUGCAGGAGCCCAAGCUAAAAUAUCUCGAAAAUCACUAUCGCCCAGAGCCCUGGCUCCGUCCCAGAGAGCUCUGGAGAAGGGAGAGUCCACCAGGAGACUCAGAGCACCCUGCACUCCCUCUGCCAAGAUUAAAAAGGGGAUUGCGGGUUCCUCCAGCAGCUCCUCGCUGAGUAGCCGCUACCGCUGGAAGGCUGGAGGUCAGAGCACGUCGGCAGCAGUGACAGGAGGGGCAGCGGCGGCCCGUCGUAGAUCUGCUUUCCACUGGACGUCAGAAAAAAGCAACAAGGGAGCGAAAGGAGGGCUUCUUGCUUCCCCAGCUGUAAUCCAACGUAGCUCCCUUCCGCCCUCCUCCUCCCCUGCGGGGUUCAAGCUCCGCAGCAGGAUGAAAAUCAUUAGGAAGUCUGCUAAUAGUGGAGGGGGAUCAGAGAGGGGGACCAGCCCGGCAGCAGUAAAGUUCUCCCCACGGGGCCGCAUGCACAGCUCCACCAGGAGUCCCGUAGGAGUUAGGAGGACACCCACCAGGGAGCUUGUGUCUUUUGGGAGACACAAGUUGAGGCGGCUCCCCACCACCUUCUCAAGGACAGGUCCCGCCUUCUUCUCCCACCGUAGCCCCUCCUCUUCUCAGCGAGUUUUCAGGUCGCCCUACAACUUGGUGACCCGCCCGGGCUCCGGCACCACACACCCACUCCACUACAACCCUGCUCUCUCUUGGAGGGCCAAGAGAAUCCAGACUGCCAGGAGUUUCCUUCAGAGCCGCCUGCGAUCUCCCCACGACAGACACCCGUCAUCCUCUCAGCACUGGAGAAGAAGCAAGCAUGAAGGCAUGUGCUGGAUUCGUGGCUCCCUGUACCGGGUGUCAGCCAAUAAGCUGUCCCGCACCGUGGGGUCCAACAUGUCGAUCAACCGAACAGGAAGGUCUUUCAGCACCAGCCAGGCUUCAUCCAUGAUUCCUGCUUUCAACCGACCCUUCAGUACUCGUCAUCUAGCCAGCCGGGCAGUCCAACGGAGCCUCGCCAUAAUCCGACAUGCUCGUCAGAAGAAGCAGCCGAAGCAGUACUGCAUGUACUACAACCGCUUCGGCAAGUGUAACCGUGGCAACAGCUGUCCCUACAUCCACGACCCAGACAAGGUGGCUGUCUGCACUAGGUUUCUGCGAGGGACGUGCAAGCAGGCAGAUGGUACCUGCCCAUUCUCCCACAAGGUGGCAAAGGAGAAGGUACACAUGCACACAUACACUCACAUACACCCGGCCUAUGUGUUGGACAACAUAGUGUUUUAUGGGUUUUCAUUGCAAAGCCUAGGAUUGGGUACAGUGUGUGGGUAUAAGAUGACACACUAUUGGGGACAGUCGUCGUGGAUCCUGUUACAAGUGAAGCAUGUGGGUUUGUGUUUAUAUCUCCCUGUCUCUAACCACCAGUGUAAGAAGAAACACACUCUGGUGUGUCCAGACUUCUCUAAGACGGGAUCCUGCCCUCGAGGAGUCCGCUGUAAGCUGCAGCACCGCCAACGAGCCAAACGAAGCACCAGCAGCACCUCCACCACCCCAGCCAAGAGAGCCCGAACGAAGGAGCCCUCCAAGAGGCCCUGCCUGUCUGUUGUCAUCCCGCAGGUCUCUCAAGCAGCUCCACAGACACCCAUCGAAGGUCCUCUGGCGCUGCCAUCCUUCAUCUCCCUCUCCAGCUCCCCAGAGGAGGCAGACGCACCGGACACACUGCAGACUGAGACCUCACAGGUUAAAGAGAAAAAACUGCAGAUCAAGCCUCGGCUGUGAGACUACAGAAACCAGCAGCCCUGGAAGGAAAAAACGCUUAUCAGUUAUUUCUGUGCUCCAGGUUUGUCCUGACAGGUGUGUCUGUGUCUCUUCCCUCUGCAUUUUAUCACUCAGGGCCUGAAAGUUUUAAUUUUCUAUAUAAAUCUGUUUACAUAUCAAUUUGGGUGUUUGCAAUACAGAUUUUCUCAUCAGGCUUUGUAUAUUUUAAAAGGACAAAUAAAAUAUGAACCUUU
Morone saxatilis (striped sea-bass) is the source of this 3186-nucleotide messenger RNA. RefSeq names its product zinc finger CCCH-type containing 3 (gene zc3h3). The transcript has 11 exons. The coding region runs from base 65 to 2953 and encodes 962 amino acids. The record is from RefSeq and is a predicted model, not a curated record. Gene Ontology annotation, cellular component: nucleus. Lineage: Eukaryota; Metazoa; Chordata; Actinopteri; Moronidae. Gene Ontology annotation, molecular function: metal ion binding.